Staurois parvus is the source of this 553-nucleotide messenger RNA. Lineage: Eukaryota; Metazoa; Chordata; Amphibia; Anura; Ranidae. The record is from the annotation of a GenBank genome assembly.
UGCGGGUUCUGGGGAGAGCGAAUAUAGUGAAUGCGGGGUCCGGGGAGAGCGGAUAUAGUGAAUGCGGGGUCCGGGAGACCGGAUAUAGUGAAUGCAGGGGCCGGGGAGAGCGGAUAUAGUGAAUGCGGGGUCCGGGUAGAGCGGAUAUAGUGAAUGCGGGGUCCGGGGAGAGCGGAUAUAGUGAAUGCAGGGUCCGGGGAGAGCGGAUAUAUAGUGAAUGCGGGGUCCAGGGAGAGCGGAUAUAGUGAAUGCAGGGUCCGGGGAGAGCAGAUAUAGUGAAUGCGGGGUCCGGGGAGAGCGGAAUAUAGUGAAUGCGGGGUCCUUGGGGGAGAGCGGAUAUAGUGAAUGCGGGGUCCGGGGAGAGCGCAGAUAUAGUGAAUGCGGGGUCUGGGAGAGAGGCGAUAUAGUGAAUGCGGUGGUCUGGGGAGAGCAGAUAUAGUGAAUGCAGGGUCCGGGGAGCGAAUAUAGUGAAUGCGGGGUCCGGGGAGAGCGGAUAUAGUGAAUGCGGGGUCCGGGGAGAGCGGAUAUAGUGAAGAUGCAGGGUCCGGGGAGA